Daphnia magna is the source of this 1370-nucleotide messenger RNA. RefSeq names its product carbohydrate sulfotransferase 11-like. NCBI's taxonomy places the organism in Eukaryota, Metazoa, Arthropoda, Branchiopoda, Diplostraca, Daphniidae. Gene Ontology annotation, cellular component: membrane. Gene Ontology annotation, biological process: carbohydrate biosynthetic process. The transcript has 4 exons. Bases 261 to 1034 code for a protein of 257 amino acids. Gene Ontology annotation, molecular function: sulfotransferase activity. The record is from RefSeq and is a predicted model, not a curated record.
GCCUUACCGAUGACAAUGAAACCAUCAAGGUCAACCAAGUAGACACCUUGCCUCACGUAAUUUUAAACAGCAAAAACUUGCUUUGAAAUAUCAAACCUGUUUUUGCCAUCAACUGUCAACCGAUUCCGCCAUAAACACUGCAAAAAUUGUAAAGUUAGCCGAAGCAAAAGAACGGUUCAGUUGGCUCCGUGAAUUCAACCAAACAUGUUCGGUCUAAAUCGCAAUCGUUGUGCCCGUCAAAUCUUUUUUUCCGUCGUUGUAUGCACAGUUUAUCUCAUGGUUCUAUCUCGAAUCACCUGAAUUUAAAUGCUUUGCCAAAAAACCUGCCCACAGUAGCGAUGAUGGAAAAAAUCCAACUGGAGAGAAAGAAUUUGUUGAAACAAAAAUGUAGUGAGCUAAAAUUGAAAUCCAAGACUAGUCCACGUCCAGUUAGGUUCAAGAUCGAAGAUCGACAUCGAGUGAUGUAUUGCGAAGUUCCAAAGGCGGCCACUACUAACUUAAAAGGACUUAUGUUGGUAUUGUCGGAAGAGCCAUUUGAAAGACUGGUCUCGGCCUAUGAGAGCAAGUUUGGAAGUACUGUCAUCGACGAUAGAUAUCAACGUGGAGUUGGAACAAAUAUCAUUCGCAAAUACCGUCAGAAUCCGACAGCAAUUUCUUUGGAAAAAGGUGACGAUGUCACAUUUGUGGAAUUCGUGAACUUCGUCAUAGACAAGUGGAAGUUACCCAAGGAAAGGAUGGAUGCGCAUUGGCUCUCUGCGAUCGAGCUCUGCUUUCCUUGUUCAAUCGAAUACGACUUCAUUGGGAAAGUGGAAACUCUCGAACAAGAUGUCAGCUUUUUGUUGCAGAAACUCAAUGAGACGGACCUCAUUCCAUCAUUUCAAGAAAAGCAAAAAGCACCUAAUACAACACAGUCGGUAUGGAGACAGACUAUGAAACAGCUUAACCAACAACAGAUGGAGGAUCUUAUUAGCAUUUAUGCAGCCGAUUUUCAGAUAUUUGGAUAUCCACUGGAUAACCCAUUGCAAAAUGUUUGAUACUUUGCUUUGCGGUGGCCUAUCUUACAACGGAAGACACUUCAUUCUUAGUGACAACAACUAUAAGCCUAUAUUUUCUUUGCUAAACUAAAAGAAAUGACAAAAAAAAAUAACACUGCUGUUUUUGCCGUAAGCCACAGCCAGUGGAUGAACAAACUAGGAUCUGACAUCCGGAUAAACCUUUUUUAUUCAGUUUGCUAUUUAAGACAACAACCCAUAAGGAUAGAAACGUUUUGGCAAAAUAUUAAGCGACCGUUGGACAAAGAGGCAAAAAAAUAGGCAUCUCAAAAAUCUACAAGCUUCUUUUUCUCUUUUAAAUAUAAUUCUUGAAAGUCA